Molecule: messenger RNA, 1193 nt
Organism: Phytomonas sp. EM1
Lineage: Eukaryota; Euglenozoa; Kinetoplastea; Trypanosomatida; Trypanosomatidae
Source: the annotation of a GenBank genome assembly
UUUACCUUCAAUACUGUAUUCGAUGUUACGGAAACUAUCACGCGGGUGUUGUCCCCAUACUUUUGUAGAAUAUGCGCCAUUGUUUCGUCAGACAAAACGGUUCCUUGCCAUUCGCUCUACGGGGUUUCUUCUAGAUGGCAAACCUUCCAACAAUGCAGCAAACACGGCAUCGAACUCUGCUGAUGAGGAGGAUCGCCAAGAGUUGGAGCGAGAGCGGAACUUGCGUGAGCGCUUUGCUCAGAAAGUACAACAAAGCAUACCACAAGCACAGGGCGACAGUGAUGGCGCCAAAUCGGGGUCAUUCGUUAACGGGAAUCCCAUAGGACCCUUGCCGAGCGGCGUGAGCGCUUCCAUGUUUAACUUCUUCAUGGUAAUCAUGCUUCUUUUCCCAUUGUUGUUAUUGGCCGGUUAUAAGUCUCAGAUGUCUGACGUGCAAAGCUUGCCGUGGAGGGAGCUUCCCCCAGCCACUGUAGCAUGCUAUUUACUCCUCCGUAGUUUAUACUCAAGAAGGGAACAAAAGCGCAUUCAGGAUGAGUUUCAAGGUGCUUCCCGCAAAAACCCAUAUCUGUCGUUUGAUCAGUUCAUUGUCCAGUUUCAUCCUAGUAUUUUCGAUGGGUAUCGUACUUCCCAAGCGGAGGUGAUUGCGGCCAUCUCGGCGUGUUUAGUUAGUUCGAAAGAUCUAAAAUUCGCUCGAACUAUGCUACGUGCGGUUGGAAGGGCAAAAGAUACUCGCGCCUCUGUGGAUGCUAUUCUGGAUGCAUUGCGCACAGAUUUCCCAAAUAUCUUCUGAUUCUUUUUUUAUUAUCGAGGCAACGGGGAGGAAGUAAACCUCUUUUUUUGACAAUCCUUUCAUCGUAAAGAGGUGGUGAUGUGAAACCGAAGUGUGUCCUAAUUAGCUUUUUACACACGUGCUUUAACCGAACACAGUAAAUAAUGUAGGCUGUCAUUAAGAGCAAUUCAAAGAUUACGGGAUAGUCGACUCUCUUGUAUUGAGUUCAGCAGUUUUGGGCCAAAAAUGGUGGCGACGCAUAUCUCCGUAAUGUAGAAAUGGUUGAAUUUGUGAUCCAUACUAUACGCAUCAAUACGUUAGCUUGUUUUGUUUUCGGCAAGAGGCAUUCCCACAAGUUGUGAAAGAAUUAGAAAUUGAGCUCCCUUUCCUUCCCCCCCCCCCUCCUCUUACACGCGCACCAAAA